This is a messenger RNA of Leishmania braziliensis MHOM/BR/75/M2904, 579 nucleotides long. RefSeq lists its product as hypothetical. The transcript has a single exon. The record is from RefSeq and is a predicted model, not a curated record. The coding region runs from base 1 to 579 and encodes 192 amino acids. NCBI's taxonomy places the organism in Eukaryota, Euglenozoa, Kinetoplastea, Trypanosomatida, Trypanosomatidae.
AUGAGUGGCUCUUUUGCGCUGCGCAAGUUGCUCUUCGAUAGAGGCGACGAGGAAGACGUUAACCGGCGCGGGUAUCACUAUGCCGGUGCCUAUGCGCCGCUUCUCCACCCUGUCGCGGUGCUGCAUCCUGCUUCAGUGCUUCCCAAGAGCGGCCUGUGGUUUGCCUGUCUUUGCCUCUUUUCAUCCUUUAUGACGUGUCUCACGAUGAAGGUGCGCAACAGAGAGAAGUGGUGGAUGGGCAUGUUUGCGAUCAGCGUCGUCUACUACAACAGCAUCAAGGCACACAAGGUUGGCAAUGGGCUUCUGGGUCAUCAAAGCGGCUUCUUCGCAGCUGGCAUGGGCACUAUUGGAUGCACUGCGCGGCUAAUGGCCAAAAGCGGCUCUGCUCGACAGAACGUCGGCGGCCUCAGUCUCUUCGUUGCACUACUGUGGUACGAAAUUGGUCGCUAUCACCUGUGGGCGGAGCACGUGACCGAGUUCCGCCGCGAUGUUACGCCGCAGCGGUCGUACGACUUGCUAGGCGAGUACGUUCCACCGACGUAUGAGGUGGAGUUUCUCCCGUACCGCCCUGUUCUGUGA